Agelaius phoeniceus (red-winged blackbird) is the source of this 2761-nucleotide messenger RNA. The record is from RefSeq and is a predicted model, not a curated record. Lineage: Eukaryota; Metazoa; Chordata; Aves; Passeriformes; Icteridae.
AUGAAGCGUCCAUUAAGUCCUGACCACAUCAUUGAAGAUGGGAUUAUGAAUCAACCAGCUGCUCUACGCACCUUUGAGGAAAAAGGACUGAGGAAUGACAGACAGGAUUACCAAUUAAGCAAAGAAAAAAAGAAGAUACUGUUUUCCUUCUGUGAAGUGUGCAAUAUACAGCUGAAUUCUGCAGCCCAAGCUCAAGUUCAUUACAAUGGGAAAUCUCACUUGAAAAGAGUGAAGCAGCUAAAUAAUGGAAAACUCCCUACAAGUACAGCUCCUGGCACUUUGUUUGCAAGUACAAGCACAGGUACUACCUGUGGCACUACUACACUUCCCACCCUUGUGCGCACACCUACCUUGAUGAUGCAGCCUUCCCUGGAUAUCAAACCCUUUAUGUCCUUCCCUGUGGACAGCAGUUCUGCUGUUGGAUUCUUCCCAAAUUUUAACACAGUAAGUAAAGGUUUGCUUCAGACCCAGAAGAUGUGCAGGAUGGAUCCUGUGCAAAAAGCAGUCAUAAACCAUACAUUUGGAGUGUCCAUUCCCCCAAAGAAGAAGCAAGUCAUUUCCUGUAAUGUCUGCCAGCUUCGUUUUAACUCUGAUAGCCAGGCCGAGGCCCACUACAAAGGAAGUAAACAUGCCAAGAAGGUGAAAGCACUAGAGGCAACGAAAAACAAGCCCAAAGCUGGUUCUUCCAAGGACAGCGCAAAGGUUAACACGGGCUGCUCCACCACGCCAGUCACAGCCAGCAUCUCUGACAAAUCAGAAGAUAAAGGGAAUGAAAAACCCAACAGUGUGAGUCAGCAGUCCAAUACAGAAGUGGAUCCUUUUCUUCCCAAACCUGGAGUGGCGCCUGCAGCACCUGCCUCAUCUUCCAAGAGCACCAACGGAGCUGCUAACACAGUUACUGAGUCAGAAGAGGAAAAAGCCAAAAAACUACUUUACUGUUCAUUAUGCAAAGUGGCUGUGAAUUCCCUUUCACAACUAGAAGCCCACAAUACAGGCUCCAAGCACAAGACCAUGGUUGAAGCUCGGAAUGGUGCUGGUCCCAUCAAGUCCUACCCUCGGCCUGGAUCCCGAAUGAAGGUGCAGAAUGGCAGCAAAGGCUCAGGACUGCAGAACAAGACGUUCCAUUGUGAAAUCUGUGAUGUCCAUGUUAAUUCAGAAAUUCAGCUUAAACAGCACAUUUCCAGCCGAAGGCAUAAGGACAGAGUUGCAGGAAAGCCUAUGAAACCUAAAUAUAGUCCUUACAACAAACUGCAGCGCAACCCAAGUAUUUUAGCAGCAAAACUUGCAUUCCAGAAGGACAUGAUUAAGCCUCUGGCACCUGCUUUCCUCUCCUCUCCUCUUGCUGCAGCUGCAGCUGUAUCAUCAGCUCUGUCCCUCCCUCCCCGGCCCUCGGCAUCCCUGUUCCAGGCACCAGCAAUACCGCCAGCCCUUCUGCGGCCGGCCCACGGGCCCAUCCGGGCAACGCCUGCCUCCAUUCUCUUUGCACCGUACUAAUUCACUGAUGUGAGACAGAGAUAACUAUGGCCAGUACAAAGGGCAAAGGAAAGCAGGAAAGGGGUUGAGGUUUUAAAAUGUUUCUCUUUUGCAAUGCCAUCCAGCAUGACACCUCAUCCAACUGCAUCAUAAAAUCCAUCGUUGGCAGCACUGCGUUUUGGAGUCUAGACAACUCUGUCUUCUCUCUGUCUCUAUUUUUUUAAUCAAAAUAGCAUAAUUUGCUUAAAAAUUAAAUUGAUCAUAAAAUUUGUACUAUUAAAGUUUCACGCAUCUAUUCAUUUUUUCUUUUCCUUUUUUUUUGUUUGUUUUGUUUUUGUUUUUUGUUUUUCAAUUUGUACGAUGUACCUUGGAAUCAAGGAACAUAAAAUAUUUUCCUGACAGACUUGAAAACUAGGGUCUUCCUCACUCACACCUAUCUAAAUACUUCUCUGAAAAGCAACGGGGUAUAAUCUAAUGUGGAAAAAAGGAAAAGGCAGAUGAACCAAAAGCUUGAUUGCAGAUAACAUCUCAAGAAAGAAUUGCAUCCAUUAUUUUCAUGUGCUCUUGUUGACAGGGAUUGUGUGCUGUCCUAGACCCCAGUACUGGUGUAUCUUGUGUAGUACUACAGAUGUACUAUGUCUGAUUUUAAUAUUUUUAGUUUCUGUGCAAAUGUUUGAAAGCAAUGCAAUGCUGAAGCUUUUAAUUAUUUCUUUUGUGUCAUACUUUAUUUAGAGAAAUCAAGAAUAGAAAGCCAUAUAACAUAGAGUUAAGAUUACUGCUUGUUUGCUACUUUCAUUUAACUUAUUUUUGUUGUUCCUUCACUGGUGCUGCUAAGCAAUGUUUAAAGAGAAAAAAAGCUUUUCAAUUGCACAUUGCCACAGCUCACGUGUUGUUCAAGAAGACAAUGGAUCCAUGUGUUUGUACGUAAAUAUCUGGUUUUCUUAAUUUCUAACUAGUUUCCUUUGUAAUGAUGCUGCAUAACAUUGUGGCUCCCUAAUGCAAUAAUGUACAGAACAUGAAAUAUUUAUAAUUGACCAUAUUCUCUGUUUACUGAAUAUAUUGCAGUAAUGUCCCACCUAUCUUCUUACCUCCCCAACCCUUUUAUAAAGGUGAAUCAAUAUGCAGUGCUCAGACUGGAGUCGUUAUAUGAUAAUGGGGACUACAGGUGGAAGAAAGGGAAAAAAAAAAGAGAAUUAACUUUUAGAGCAUCUUUAUCAGCAAUCCAUAAUAGUAAGAUGUCUGUGUAUUUUUUUAAAUGUACCUUUUCAAUAAAAUAAUAAGAAAAUUA